AUGUUUUCCGUACUUCUGUUUCAGUCGUUUGCUGCCCCUGAGAGGGAACAGGAAAGACUGGGUCUCGGGCAGACAGUCGCUCUGGAACUGCGUGGGGUGAGAACAGUCAUGGAAAGCAGCUUGUGUGAGGAAGGAUGGUUGGUUGGCACUUGCAUUUUUGGAGGAGGACAGCGAACCACCUCCAAGGGGCCCCAGAUGGGGAAAGUGAGACCGGAAUGGGGUCAUUCAGCCAAUCAGAACAUCCGAGUCGCUCAAAAGGUACAGUACUAUUUUGAUUCGACGGCACCUGCACGGACUGUCAUCUGCUUUGCAGCGUUCUUUAACGAGUCUACGUCUCCUUGA
Molecule: messenger RNA, 342 nt
Organism: Fusarium venenatum
Lineage: Eukaryota; Fungi; Ascomycota; Sordariomycetes; Hypocreales; Nectriaceae
Source: RefSeq, a predicted model, not a curated record